Thlaspi arvense is the source of this 627-nucleotide messenger RNA. The record is from the annotation of a GenBank genome assembly. Lineage: Eukaryota; Viridiplantae; Streptophyta; Magnoliopsida; Brassicales; Brassicaceae.
AUGAAACCUAUGUUUUACUUCCUUCUUGCCUUAACCGCUGUUUUGGCCGCGACCACAAACGCCGGUGAACCAGUUCUCGACGUUGAAGGCCGCCCCAUAUUCGACGGCAGUUACUUCGUUCUCCCCGCCAUCUUUGGCCCUGCAGGUGGCGGCCUGACUCUCGCCCCUCAUGGUGACAAGCCAUGCUCCUUCGAUAUCGUGCAGGAAUCUUCAGAGAUCAAGAUGGCCAUUCCCGUAAGAUUCUCAAAUUGGAUGUCUGGAGUUGGGUUCGUUCCCGAAUCAGUGCCCCUCAACAUCGAGAUGGACAUCAAGGCUACGAUCUGCGUCCAGUCUACCUACUGGUGGGUAGAUGAGUCCUACAGGGAGAGUGAAACGCGGUUCGUAGGGGCUGGUUUGAAGCCAGAAGGAUAUUCAUCGAAGAGUUUCUUCCUGAUCAAGAAAUCUGGAGAUUUUCGUAACGGUUACAAGUUUGUGUUUUGUCCUAGAUAUUCCGAUUGCAUCGAUGUCGGGAUAUUUGUGGACGAAAAUGGAGCUCGGCGUUUGGCUAUAAGCUCUACGCCAUUCUCGGUUGUCUUCGUGAAAGCUACUGAGACAGAGACUUCGUCCAAGACUAUGUCUAUUAUCUGA